CACGCCGGAUUCUAGUCCUGUCCCCUUCCCCCCCUCCCCCCCCUCUCCUAUUGAUAUUAUUGGAGUGUGGAGCAAACGGCCGAUCUGCAGUCGGAGACUCGCAGGCAGCAAAUACGGAGAGGAAAGCGGUCAAGAACGGGGAGAAGGCAGGCGGCGAGAGCUCUGUGCAAGAGCACUGCGAAAUUAAACACAUUGCAGAACAAGCCCUUUAAUACCCACCGAGUGGCAGCAGCGGGAGCAGCAGUGACGAUCGCAUCGUUUCUCUCUUUUUCGAACAUAUAUGUAAAUAGAUAUAUUUAAAACCCUCAAGCUCAUGCACCACCAUGGUUUUCCAAACUAGGUUUCCUUCUUGGAUUAUGUUCUGUUGCAUCUGGCUGCUUCGCUUUGCACACACGGGGGAGGCACAGGCUGCGAAAGAAGUAAUAUUGCUGGAUUCUAAAGCACAACAGACAGAAUUGGAAUGGAUUUCUUCUCCUCCCAAUGGGUGGGAAGAAAUUAGUGGACUGGAUGAAAAUUACACGCCUAUACGAACAUACCAGGUAUGCCAAGUCAUGGAACCUAACCAAAAUAACUGGCUUCGGACUAACUGGAUUGCAAAAGGCAAUGCACAAAGGAUUUUUGUAGAACUGAAAUUUACUCUGAGGGAUUGUAACAGCCUUCCUGGAGUCCUGGGCACAUGUAAAGAAACUUUCAACUUGCAUUACUAUGAAACAGACUAUGACACUGGCAGGAGUAUCAGAGAAAACCAGUAUGUAAAAAUAGAUACUAUUGCAGCUGAUGAAAGCUUUACCCAGGGUGACCUUGGGGAGAGAAAAAUGAAACUUAACACAGAGGUGAGAGAGAUUGGACCUCUGUCCAAAAAAGGAUUCUUCCUGGCAUUCCAGGAUGUAGGUGCCUGCAUUGCUUUGGUUUCUGUCAAAGUAUAUUACAAGAAGUGCUGGUCUAUUAUUGAGAACUUAGCUAUUUUUCCAGAUACAGUGACUGGCUCAGAGUUCUCUUCCCUAGUUGAAGUUCGAGGAACUUGUGUCAGCAGCGCAGAAGAGGAGGCUGAGAACUCUCCUAGAAUGCACUGUAGUGCAGAGGGAGAGUGGUUAGUACCUAUUGGAAAGUGUAUCUGCAAAGCUGGUUUUCAGCAAAAAGGGGACACAUGUGAACCCUGUGGCCGUGGAUUCUACAAGUCAUCUUCGCAAGAUCUGCAGUGCUCACGCUGCCCUAUGCAUAGUUUCUCAGACAGGGAAGGAUCUUCACGAUGUGAUUGUGAAGACAGCUAUUACAGAGCACCUACUGAUCCUCCAUAUGUCGCAUGCACAAGGCCUCCAUCCGCACCGCAGAACCUUAUUUUUAAUAUUAAUCAAACUACUGUAAGUUUGGAGUGGAGCCCUCCUGCUGAUAAUGGAGGAAGAAAUGAUGUGACCUACAGGGUAUUAUGCAAGAGGUGCAGCUGGGAGCAGGGUGAAUGUGUUCCCUGUGGGAGCAAUGUUGGAUAUAUGCCCCAACAAACUGGAUUAGCAGACAACUAUGUCACUGUCCUGGAUCUUCUAGCUCAUGCUAACUACACAUUUGAAGUAGAAGCUGUAAACGGUGUUUCCGACUUGAGCCGUUCCCAGAGGCUUUUUGCAGCUGUUACUGUUACCACUGGUCAAGCAGCUCCCUCGCAAGUUAGCGGCGUAAUGAAAGAGAAAGUGUUGCAAAGGAGUGUGGAGCUUUCUUGGCAGGAACCGGAGCAUCCCAAUGGAGUCAUCACAGAAUAUGAAAUCAAGUAUUACGAGAAAGACCAAAGGGAGAGGUCCUAUUCAACAGUGAAAACCAGGUCCACUUCUGCAUCCAUUAAUAAUUUGAAACCAGGAACAGUAUAUGUUUUCCAAAUUCGUGCAUUCACUGCUGCUGGCUAUGGAAGUUACAGCCCUAGACUAGAUGUUGCUACGCUAGAGGAAGCCACAGCCACAGCUGUCUCCAGUGAACAAAACCCUGUUAUCAUCAUAGCUGUAGUAGCCGUAGCAGGCACCAUCAUUCUGGUGUUCAUGGUUUUUGGCUUCAUCAUUGGACGGAGGCACUGUGGCUAUAGCAAAGCUGAUCAAGAAGGAGAUGAAGAACUUUACUUUCAUUUUAAAUUUCCAGGCACCAAAACCUACAUUGACCCUGAAACCUACGAGGAUCCAAAUAGAGCUGUCCAUCAAUUUGCCAAGGAGUUAGAUGCCUCCUGUAUUAAAAUAGAGCGUGUGAUUGGUGCAGGAGAAUUCGGUGAGGUUUGCAGUGGGCGUCUAAAGCUCCCGGGCAAGAGAGAUGUCGCAGUAGCCAUUAAAACGCUGAAAGUGGGAUUCACUGAAAAGCAAAGGAGGGAUUUUCUGUGUGAAGCCAGCAUCAUGGGCCAGUUUGACCAUCCCAAUGUCGUUCAUUUAGAAGGGGUUGUUACUAGAGGGAAACCAGUAAUGAUUGUAAUAGAAUACAUGGAGAAUGGAGCCCUCGAUGCAUUUCUCAGGAAACAUGAUGGGCAAUUUACAAUUAUUCAGCUAGUAGGCAUGUUGAGAGGGAUUGCUGCUGGAAUGAGAUACUUGGCUGACAUGGGAUACGUACACAGGGACUUAGCAGCACGCAACAUUUUGGUUAAUAGUAACCUUGUUUGUAAAGUAUCAGACUUCGGCCUGUCCAGAGUUAUAGAAGAUGAUCCAGAAGCUGUCUACACUACAACAGGUGGCAAAAUACCAGUAAGAUGGACAGCGCCAGAAGCCAUACAGUAUCGCAAGUUUACAUCAGCCAGUGACGUAUGGAGUUACGGAAUAGUUAUGUGGGAAGUAAUGUCUUAUGGAGAGAGGCCGUACUGGGACAUGUCAAAUCAAGAUGUUAUAAAAGCAAUAGAAGAAGGGUAUCGCUUGCCAGCCCCCAUGGACUGCCCUGCAGGCCUUCACCAGCUGAUGCUAGACUGCUGGCAGAAAGAACGUGCAGAAAGGCCAAAGUUUGAACAGAUAGUGGGCAUUCUGGAUAAAAUGAUUCGGAACCCAAACAGCUUGAAAACUCCUUUGGGAACUUGUAGCAGGCCAAUCAGCCCUCUUCUGGACCAGAACACUCCUGACUUCACCACAUUUUGCUCUGUAGGAGAAUGGUUACAAGCCAUCAAGAUGGAAAGAUAUAAGGAUAACUUUUCAGCUGCAGGUUACAAUAAUCUUGAAACAGUAGCCAGAAUGACUAUUGAUGAUAUUAUGAGCUUAGGAAUCACACUGGUUGGCCAUCAAAAGAAAAUCAUGAGUAGCAUUCAGACUAUGAGAGCACAAAUGUUGCAUUUGCAUGGCACUGGCAUCCAAGUGUGAUAGAUGUUUCUCCCUUAUGAGGGAGGUGACAGACUGAGAGAACAGUGCUGGCCUUCAGUCUACAUGAAGUGCUGCUAGAAGACACAUGAUUUCCUGGGUUCUUCCUGCAGACAACAGAAGGCCCAUAAGAAGCACCUACAGACUUGAACUCCUAAGUGCCACCAGAAAGUUACUUAAAAAGGGAAACCAGAUCCACCGAUGGCGGCAACGAAAGCAGUGACAAUAAACAAAGUACUACCUGAAACACCUACAAACACCUUGAACUCUCUAACCUCCUUUUUAUCUAAUGGACUUUUUAAAGUGUACAUAAAGGAUUUUAAAAUAAAGAAAGAAUAUAUUUGUCAGAUAAAAAUCAUGAUAUUGUUAAAGUCAACAAAAUAUUUUCCUUAAAUCCUUUGAUUUCAGACUCUUUUUUAAAAGAAAUCAGUUAUGUUUCUUCUUCAUAUAGACCUCUGUUUAGUGUGACCUUUAUAUCUUUGGACCUUCUUAGUGCUAAGCAUAUGACACAUUAUUACACUGGGGAUCUUUGAAAGAUUGUAUGAGUUUUCAUAGACACAAGAAGCAUAACUAAGGAACAUGUGUCUGGCUGGCCACUGGGAGAGAUGAGGCAAGGUUACAAUUGGAUUUUCUUUAUGAAAUUUACUUCUGUUAAUUCAAUACCGCUUUGAUGUGGUUUGCUAAUUGGCAGGAAAUCAGGAAAAAGGUUGCCAAGAGUUCUGAUAUUUUUUAAAAAAACAAUUUUGUAUAACUAAUCACAUGCUCUCUUUAAACAGAAUAUGAAUAAAAUUGAAUAUCUAGCAAUAAUAUUCUCUAGAAAAGCCUGGGCACUUUUAAAGGAACUGACUUUAGUGGAUUGCCUGGGUUAAUAGAAACUGCAACAUAAAUUUUUCAAUGAAUGGAUUGUAGGAGUGUCAAAAAAGACAGGUGUAGUGUUGCCUAGCCUUUGAAUCUGAGCACAUUUAUUAUUAUUAUUUUCUCCAGUAUUUCAUAUUAGAAAGUCUAGGAGAACUAAUUGACAUAUGGCUAAAGUAAGAUUAAGUUGAAUGUAAUCCCUCUCAUAAAAAUAAAUAUUUGGAGGUGCAAUCCAGAAAUAUGUAAGCAUACCUGCAACCCAAUGAAGUUAAUGGGAAAUUCUACUGGUAUCAGUUGUUUCGUAGCCCCAGUUCAUAUAUCCUAUGUGUGGUGGUGGAGUAGCCAUGCAUAUGUCAUCAUAUAUGGAGUCACCCCAUGUCAUGUAAUCCUCUUCCCUCCUUGUUGACUGGAAGGAGUUGUAUACUGCUGUACUAUAGAGGAGAACUGGGAUAUCUGCCUUUAGCAUCUAAAAGGAAGCACAGCAUCCAGCAAGGUUGGGGAAUGGAGUACAGAAGCUAUUCCAGAAUCUGACUUUGAUAAAGUAAAAUGAUUCCGUGAAUGAAGGUAUGGGAAAAUGGCCCUCACAUGUUCUGAGGAGUAGAAAAGAAACCCCUCUGGACUUGCAGGGAAUUCUCUUCCAUAUUUCCAGAUCAACAUUGAUCCUAUCAGAAUGCAACAGGUCUAGACCCCAUUCUGCAAAUGCUUCCACCAUUGGAAACCAGGGUUCAAAUCCAGUUUCCUGUGGGAACUUUUCCUGGAUUGCACCUUUGGGCAUAGUCCCAAAGGAAUAUCUGAUGCACAACACAGGGCAGAGAAAAUUAGGCAUCCUUAUGCCUCAAUGAGAGUACAAUGAUUUGAGAACUAAAUUGUGCCAUGUGAUUUUGAUGGGACAUAAGAGUACCUAACUUUCUGUGGAUUCUCAUGUGUAAACCCAGUAACAUGAAUGAGAAUUAAAAACAUCUGUGGGGUUUGCACAGGAGACAUUACUAUCAGAUGGUGCCUUUAGAUUUUCUAUUUGAGCUGUAGAGUGUAAGGCAAAUGGCAGUUUAGAAUUUUUGAGGGUUUUUUUACAAGAUUUUUUGCCACUGUAGGCACAGUCAUUCAAGACUCUGACUGAAGGGUAGCUGUUCAAUGAAGUGACUUUUUUUAAGAUACCAUUUUAAUUUAAUAUAUGUGUACUUGAGUUUUGGUAAAAUGUAGAAGUACUAUAAGCAAUAACAAAGUGUGUUGCAGGAAUAUAUUUAAAAAAGAAGUGAUAAAUGCUGUCAAAAAAUUGUGAAAAUCGUGAGCCACCCCAGCAGUGACUAGCUGUACUUCCAAAGAGAACUGGGCUGCUCCCAUUGGUUUUCAUACUGAAAGAUCCUAGGGAUCAAUCAUAUAAAUUAAGUCUUGUUUGAUAAUGUGGGCAUCCACAAAAAAAUUACUGUAAAUGUUCCUUUGUAAAACUUGUACAUUUUAUUUAUACUGUCUUGUUUUGUACACACAUUUCUGUGUAGUGAGCUCUGAAUACAUUGAAAAUGCACUAUAUUUUUCUAUUUUACCUACAGAGCAUCACAAAAAGAACAUUUUAUUUCAGUGCAACAUGAUGUGUUUUCCUACAUUUAGGACCAAAGAUAGCUACAGGAAACUCAAAUAGAUAAUUUGCCCACCCUCUCCCCCUGCCACAUAUUUUCCCCUUUUAGAUCACUGUACAGGGUUAUAUUUGUCAUUUUAUUUAUUUGUUUGGUUAGCAAAAUCACCUAUUAUACUAUUUUUUUCUUAUUUUCCCCCUUGUUAAAGAAAAUAUGUAAGAAAAAUUGAACAAAAAAUCUUUGAAUUAACAUAAUCCCAUUACAUAGACACUUCCAUUUGUAAUCUUUGUAAUAGACUGUAAAUAUAUUUUUGGAAAUAUAA
Sphaerodactylus townsendi is the source of this 6050-nucleotide messenger RNA. RefSeq names its product EPH receptor A7 (gene EPHA7). The transcript has 17 exons. The record is from RefSeq and is a predicted model, not a curated record. Gene Ontology annotation, biological process: axon guidance; cell surface receptor protein tyrosine kinase signaling pathway; protein phosphorylation. The coding region runs from base 324 to 3305 and encodes 993 amino acids. Gene Ontology annotation, cellular component: plasma membrane; neuron projection. Lineage: Eukaryota; Metazoa; Chordata; Lepidosauria; Squamata; Sphaerodactylidae. Gene Ontology annotation, molecular function: ATP binding; transmembrane-ephrin receptor activity; protein binding.